Molecule: messenger RNA, 3048 nt
Organism: Pimephales promelas (fathead minnow)
Lineage: Eukaryota; Metazoa; Chordata; Actinopteri; Cypriniformes; Leuciscidae
Source: RefSeq, a predicted model, not a curated record
AAGUCGCUAUUGGCAGAGAUGUUUCAAAUGUUUUGAUUCACUGACAUCAGCUCAGUCAUUCGUUCCGGAAUCUAAUUAUACUGGUUGAUCCAUUAAAAAUAACAUCCUCAAAAGAGUCAUUUGUUCUGGAUAAGAUUUCGAUUCAUUAAAAAAAUAAAAAAUAGGUUGGUGCUGUUUGCUAUAUUCAAUUCAUGAAUCUUCCGGCUCAGAUCAAGCAUUAAAUAAAUAUUUAAACCCUCUGCAAACGACAAAGUAUGCUUCUGAGACAUUUGUCCAAUUUCGAUUCACCCCAAGGAAAAAAAAAAGCAUUAGAGUAGUGGAUUAGCCUACAUGCAAAUUAGUACAGUAUAAAAUAAAAGUUAUUGGGCAAAAUAAAUUAUAUUACUUAAAAAUACCAAACUAACAAAGCUAUUGACUUAUAGGCUAUAUUUUACUCACAAAAUGUUUAAAUUGGAUCAUAGGAGUCAUUCAUUUCAAGAAUCAGACUACACUGAUUUUCUAAUUCACCAAAAAUAACCACUCAUAAGAGUAAUAAAAACAUGGAACUGGUUCUGAAUGUGUUUUCAGCACUAUUUGUCAGUAAAUACUUGCAAAAUGUAUCAUAAUAUGAACAGUAGCCUAUUGGCUAUUGUUUAGUUGGUCACUUUCUAAAAAAAAGCCUGAAAUGGAAAAACAGGACGAAUUCCUUCUAAAAAUUAUUUAUUAUAUUAUUAUAUAUAUCAUUUAGCAAUGCAUACGAACCAGUCUGUAGUUAAUUUUGAAAUAAAAAGCGUGUGGUGUGUGAAGAAGAAAGAGAAUCUAUGUGUGCAGAGCAUCUUUGGAGGGAGGGCUGCAUUGAAUAAUGAAUAAUGGCUGGGUUUGUGCUCACAGCUGAGUGAAUUAAACAUGAAGCCAACACUAGCAAACUCACAGGUAUGUUCUCUCUCUUUCUGUCUUUAUACACAUAAGUAUUAUCAGAUUUAAACCUUUUUGUCCGUUAGAUGCCCAGACAAAAGAAACCCACCCCCUGAAAAACUUUUUAAAGACUUAAUACAGUACCUUUUCCUUCAAUCAAAUCUCAUAAACCUCAUGUAAAAUCACAAAGACUGGUAGAGGUGCUUUACCAUCUGAAAUGGCUUUCAGGUAGCUGGUAAGGGCGUCUAAAUGAACAGCCUGUCCUGCUGGUUGGGGGUCAGCAGCCGCCUGCACGGUAUCUCAUGUCAGCCCUGUGGAAUUUGAGCUCUCACAGGCCGCUGGUUUAUAUGCUCCUAUCAGGUCCUCGAUGAGUGUGAGUGAUAAUGUGCCAUUUCUUUUCACAAAUGGAGCGUUAACUGCUUGUAGAAGAGCGAGACAGAUAGAUAAUGUCCAGACUCUCACUUACAAUACAUUUUAUUUCACACGAGAGCAAACCUACAGCAUUAUAAUGCAGCUCAUCACAGGUAACAGAUGUUGUCAUCCACUUUAUACCCCAUUAGGGCCACCGGUGAUGGGUGAAUAAUACUAGAUGGGUGGUGUGCUGGAACCCAUCCCCUGACAGGUGUAAUAUUAGGCUACACAUCGUCCUCAGUUCCGCAGAUCGAGUUUCAAACAGGAUUCCCCAGGUAAGAUGCUUAAGGGGCGUUGAUGUCAUUAUACGGAAGUGAGUUGGACCACACUGCUGGGCACAGAUAGCAGUGCCACUGAAGACAAUAGGAGGACAACGUGGGAGUUUCAACAGGAAUUCGGACUGAGCUGGAGCAUCACCGGGACUUGGGAUGUCGCAUCAGACUGGUAUCCAUGCAUCUCCAGACUUGAGAGAGUUCCUCGUGAAGGCGAGAAGAGGAGCUGUCAGAGUGAUGAAGAUUGUAAUAAGGAGCGAGCAGCUGGUGUUGGGAGGGUGCAGAGAGGUUUCUCAGAGCUGGGAUCAGGACUAUGACGCAUGUGUCCUGCCCAUGCUGGACGGCCUAGAACCCUGCUAUAUCCUUUUCCGCCUCGACUCACUGAACCAGCUGGGAUAUGAGUGGCUGUUUAUCUCCUGGUCGCCAGACCAGUCACCAGUGAGGUUAAAGAUGGUGUAUGCUGCUACCAGAGCCACACUGAAGAAAGAGUUCGGGGGAAGUCACAUAAAUGAUGAACUGUUCGGAACAGUCCAGGAAGACAUCUGUUUCCAAGGUUAUCUACGACAUCUGUCCUCCUCCUCCAUCCCGGCCCCCCUCACCACUGCUGAGCAACAACUCCAUCAGAUUAAAAUAACUGAGGACGAGCGAAGACGAGUAGCCACUGUUAGUGGGCAAGCAAAGACAGAGAUCAGCGUGGAGUGUAAAAAUCCGACUUUACAGGGUUUGGCGUUCCCAUUGCAAGAGGAGGCUAAACAUGCUUUACAGCAACUUAAACACAAACGCAUUAAUUACAUUCAACUAAGACUGGACACCGAACGAGAGACAAUUGAGCUGGUCCACACUAGUCCUACAGAGACCAAAGAGCUGCCAAGCAGAAUCCCCACUGAUGCCCCACGAUACCACUUCUUCCUGUACAAACACAACCAUCAAGGACAGGCACUGGAAGCUGUAGUUUUCAUCUACUCCAUGCCCGGGUAUAGUUGUAGCAUCAAAGAAAGGAUGCUUUACUCCAGCUGUAAGAAUCGACUGCUCGAUGAGGUAGAGAGAGACUAUCACAUAGAGAUCGCCAAAAAGAUGGAGAUUGAUAGUGGAGAGGGGCUGACGGAGGAUUUCCUGUAUGAAGAGGUGUACCCGAUGCAGCAUGCUCUGAAACAAGCCUUCACCAAGCCAAGGGGCCCUACAGGGAAACGAGGGAACAAGCGUCUAAUCAGAGGAGCGGGAGAGAAUGGAGAUGAGAGCUAGAUUUUUACAGUCGACAAAUGUAAAAUGACACCAGAUACACAUGUUUAAUUUCAACCUCAAUGACAUGUAGCCUCUUUUCAUUUCAUUGUUAUUAUUAUUUUUUAUGUUAGAUUUUAACAAGUCUUCUUUCACUCUGAAACUCAUUCUCACACGGUUGUCAAGGCCACAUAAAUGUGUUGUUUAGGUGAUGAUUUUUAUGUUAUAAUUAAAAUAAAAUCUAUUAAUCUGU